GACGAGACGAUGACGACGAAAGGCUGUUUGUACCGUUUUCCGUAUUUCGCGCGCGUGCUCGCGCGCACACUCACGCGCACACACACACACACACGGGUGCGCGCGCAACGACGAGAUGAAAUUAUUAUCGUGUAAAAUCUAUAAAUUCGAUCGUGAUUCGCGCGAGUAGAUAUACGUGAUUAAAAGUUCGCUGGCUGUUUGAUUACGUUGGAAACAAACGCAUUUAUCCUUCGAGCGUAUCGUUGUCUGGCGUCACGUGCAGCGCGACGCCCGCUACGCGCCGCCAUGAGAUCGUGCUCAGAACUCAUGACGUGCUCGAUGCGUGCGAUGUAGUUACGCGUCUCUAACGUUGAUCGUUCCUCUUAUUAUUAUUGCUCGCGGACGUCGGCAAAAAUUGUUACUUGUCCACCGAAAGUAUCUUGAGACGAAGCCGAAAGAGACGAAUUGACCCGAUGCCGAGGCUCUUACCGAAAAUCUUCAAAGUAUAACUAUAUCUACAUGACGACGAGCUAGUGUAUCAGUUUCGAGUCAGCGUCUUGUGAAGCGAUCGUCGUCUUCACGUCGAUACAAUCGUGAAAAAGGAAGACACUCGACUCGGUGGAACAUCGUGUAGCUUCCUUCGUAGAAUUCUCGUCGAAGUCAGCGAGAUACAAAAGUCCAGUGACGAAGACAGUGCUCGCUUAUCGUCAUGUCUGUUCGUCGGAGAACUGAUCCUUACAUGACCCAACGGAUAUGGGACGCUAUCAAAAUAACGGUGCAUCAGAGGAGUUUACCGAGCAACGAUCGUAUGGUGCGGCACCUCGCUCGAGUCUACGGGAUCACGGAGCAAGAGGCGCAGGAAGAAUUGAACAAGGCGGUUGCCGACGGACUCGUGCAUUUGAAGAAGGUGCCUACGAAGAACGGUAUAGAGCAAGAGAGUUACAGAUUGCCGUUGGACAUUAUACAGAACGACGGCCACGACUGGUACUGCUGCAAGUGCCAGAAAGCGGGGCCGGUAGAAUGUUGUCAACAGUGUCACAGAGUUUAUCAUCCCGAGUGUCACGUACCCACUAGCGCUAAAUUGAAGAUCUGCAGUUUCUGCGAAAGCGUGAACAACGACACGUAUCCGGACAAGACCGAUCUGAAUCACAUACUGAGCUUUACCUGCGGGCAUCUCAAGGCAAAAUUACCGCCGGAGAUCACCAAUCGUACCAUCGUGUUCAACAACGAUCCCGUCGUCGCACCACCGAACAGACACUCGGGUCCGACCUGGAUCAGCGAAGGGGAAGACGCAUGGCGACCGGGUGUACUCAUUAAGAAUCACAUGGAUCUGGCGAUCAUGGACGCGCGGAUCAAAAAGAACGAAUACAACAGUUUAGCCGAGUUUCAAGCGGACGCGCACAACAUCUUGCACAACAUCAUCGUGUACCACGGAGCUCACAGCAUAAUUGGAGAAAUGGGCAACACUAUGUAUCAAGACUGCUGCUACGAUCUUCAAGAGAUCCGUCGUUGCGCCGACUGCUACAGGAUAUCGAACGAAAAAUCGGAGAAACUAUGGUUCUGCAUACCCUGCAGGCCGCCGCAUCAGUUGGUAUACGCCAAGCAAAAGGGGUAUCCGUACUGGCCGGCCAAAGUGAUGCGGGUCAACGGGAACAUUUACGACGUCCGGUUCUUCGGCGGUCAUCACAUGCGAGCCAACAUUGAGAAAGUGUUUAUUCGUCCGAUCACGUCCAGCCUACAGAGUCUACAGAUAAAAAGGUCCACCGCUUGGAACAGAGCGUUCGAAGAAUUGAGGCACCAUCAGGGUCUAUUACACAAGACGGGCAAGAGCAUCGGGGAGUUGGAGGUCGGUGGCGGCGGCAAUGAUGACGACGACGACGACGACGACGACGACGACGACGACGACGACGACGACGAUGAGAACGACGAGGACGGCGACGGCGACGGCGACGACGACGAGGGUCCAAAGGCCAAGAUCCGACGCAGAGAAUCGUCAGGCUCAAGAAACACGACGGCGGACAUUCAGAGUCCUUGUUCGAAACAAGUCACGAAGGAUCUGAGAGUGAAAGUGGAACGUCUCAGUUCAGAAGGUCACGGUGACGCAAACCAGGAGGAGACCGAACACGGUCGACGCUCGCCAAAGAACAAGGCCAACAGCGAGGAGAGGCAAGUGCCUCGUCUACCGGUGGCGGAAGACGAACCCGCCGGAGGGAUAUCCAGCAGCUGCCCACAGGGAUUGAAGAAGGAAGGCUCUCAAGAAGACAUGGUGACGUCCAGCUCUCAGGAACCAAGGACCAAAUGCGUCUCCGUGCAAACGGAACAAGUACAAACGGAAUCGUUACCGGCGAAGAUAAAGAGGGAACGUAGGACGUCGGAGCAACCUACCACGACGGCGUUAGAAAAAUUGCGACGCGAAUUAGAACUGGAAAAGUGUAAAGAACUGGAGAAGCUACAAGCCGAACACGCCAAAGAAGUACGGCAACUGACGGACAGGCAUCAGCAAAUCAUAUCGGAGAUAAAGAAGAAACAAUGGUGUUACAAUUGCGAAGCCGAAGCGAUAUAUCAUUGCUGUUGGAACACGGCGUAUUGCAGCACCGACUGUCAGCAAGUCCACUGGCAACGCGAACACAAAAGAGUCUGUCGACGCAAGCGUUAACAACGCUCGUAACAGCGGCAGCGUGUGUGUAAGGAGCACGUCAAUACAUUCUCAACAUCGAUUCGCGAAAACCUGCCCUCUCGAGUUUCCCGUUCACGCGGACGUAUUCGUCCCGCGUGCAACGAUCUCUCGUUCGUGACGACGGCGACGCAACAGAUACGUACGUAUCGUCGUAUAACGUUUCUUCGUCUCUACGAAGAAUUCGGGACCGCGAGGUUCGACAGCGAGGCGAGACGGCAGACACACAUAUUUUGUAUACCUGAAACAACAGCGGUACGAGACAGUCGGGAAUGCGGGGAUACGAACAGGAUUCAGAGUGCACAUAUAAAUACAUCGAAGACGUCACAGUGUAUCAUAUAUUUACCGAUUACCGUACAGUCUUGCGAAUAAAAUCGAACUCGCACUAAAAAAUUA
Molecule: messenger RNA, 3049 nt
Organism: Ceratina calcarata
Lineage: Eukaryota; Metazoa; Arthropoda; Insecta; Hymenoptera; Apidae
Product: zinc finger MYND domain-containing protein 11
Exons: 9
Coding region: 689-2635 (648 amino acids)
Biological process (GO): regulation of transcription elongation by RNA polymerase II; regulation of signal transduction
Cellular component (GO): nucleus
Molecular function (GO): transcription corepressor activity; DNA binding
Source: RefSeq, a predicted model, not a curated record